AUGUCUACUCAAAACCUCGAAACCGACCAGGAUGCGAAGACCAUCUACAACUACCAUCGCAUGGGCAUGCCCCUCCGCCCCGCCUCCGCCGUAUUCUGCCUCUGCAGCCUGGAUACACGCGUAGCUUCCCGCGCUGCUCAGCUCUUCCUCGACGGGUACGGCGACUACCUUAUCUACUCGGGCGGUGCAGGAAAGCUUACGGAGAGUCGUUUCUCAAAGCCCGAAGCUGAAGUCUUCGCGGAAAUCGCGCAGGGUAUGGGCGUUCCGCACGACAAGAUCAUUGUUGAGCCCCUGUCGACGAACACUGGCGAGAAUGUGCGCUUCACGUAUGCAUUGUUGAAGGAUAAGGGAUUGAAGGCCGAUAGCUUCGUCUUGGUACAGAAGCCUUACAUGGAGAGACGCACUUAUGCGACAUUCCGGAAGCAGUGGCCUGAUGCGCAGACGGAGUUUACGGUCACCAGCCCUGAGUUCGGGUUUGAGGAUUACUUUGACGCAGAAAACCCCAAGGAGCUUGUCGUGAACAUCAUGGUGGGAGAUCUUGUAAGGAUUCGGGAGUAUCCAGCAAAGGGGUUCCAGAUUGAGCAGGAAAUUCCAGAGGAGGUGUGGGAGGCCAACUCGAGACUCAUCGCUGUGGGCUAUGAUGGACAUUUGCCAUGA
This is a messenger RNA of Colletotrichum chrysophilum, 657 nucleotides long. RefSeq lists its product as uncharacterized. Gene Ontology annotation, cellular component: plasma membrane. The record is from RefSeq and is a predicted model, not a curated record. The coding region runs from base 1 to 657 and encodes 218 amino acids. The transcript has a single exon. NCBI's taxonomy places the organism in Eukaryota, Fungi, Ascomycota, Sordariomycetes, Glomerellales, Glomerellaceae.